AUGCGAGAUGACCCGGCCGCCGUGUACGAGGGCAAGGUCAAGGGGCGAGUGAUGCGGCUGGACAACCAGCCCAGCAAGAAGCAGCAGCAGGGAGAGCCCAAGGCCAAGCAGAAGCCACCACGGCGGCUCACCAAGAUGAGCAACAACGAGGCCAGGAGACGGGGCCUCUACGACUUGCAAGACGGCACACUGAGUUAUGCCGACUGCCUCCCCCUGAAUGAGUUGUGGAGCCAGUACGCCGAGCAGCUGAUGCACGAGCGGCUGCCCAUCACCGAGAGGGGCAGCCGGCUGGCGGCGGCCGACCUGCAUGGCGCAUUUGUGAGAGUGGACAAGGCCAGGGUGCCGAGUUACAUCGGUCUUGACGGCAUUAUCGUGCAGGAGACCGAGCAGACGAUUCGGCUGAUGUGCCAGGACAGCCGCCUUCGCACGGUGGUCAAGGGCCAGGUGGUGCUGAGUGUGGUCGUGCUGGGCGUCAAGUACUUUCUGCAUGGCCCGCAGCUGGCCUACCGGCCUAGUGUCCGCUCCAAAGUCAAAUUCAAGCCGACCACCAAGGGCCUGGGGCUCGGCUGGCUCUGA
Messenger RNA from Vitrella brassicaformis, 576 nucleotides. NCBI's taxonomy places the organism in Eukaryota, Vitrellaceae. The record is from the annotation of a GenBank genome assembly.